This is a messenger RNA of Kwoniella botswanensis, 549 nucleotides long. RefSeq lists its product as uncharacterized. The transcript has 3 exons. Lineage: Eukaryota; Fungi; Basidiomycota; Tremellomycetes; Tremellales; Cryptococcaceae. The coding region runs from base 1 to 549 and encodes 182 amino acids. The record is from RefSeq and is a predicted model, not a curated record.
AUGUACAUUAUACAUGAAAGACAGUGUUCUCACGUGGAAUUUCAGCUAUUAAGACUGCUUACCAGAACCAACACCAAGGAAGGUUACUUCAAUCGACUCACCAGCUAUCACGAGCACCUCGGUACGAAACUUCCUAUCGUAAAAACCACCAAACCUGCUGUGUUGGCCAUACAGAGCAAGUCAGCUAUCGACAACGAGGUCAAUCAAGAAGCCCUCCGACUGGGAUUCCGAGUCGAUUCGAUCACUUUCGCUGAUGUUACCAUGCCUCUACGACUUGUCCUGUUGGGCUGUGUGAAGAAUGUUGGUGUCCGAGUCAUGGUCAAGCCUCUCGUUGCUCUCGUAUGCCCUCAGAGCGAUCAAUACUCCGUCUUCGCCGCGAUCCAAGAGCUGGCACAACUGGUCGUCUCUCAGCACCCAAAGCAAGUGCUGGUCCCAUACUGUCCGGGACGAGUGAUUAUCGAUUACGGCAUGGACGAUAUCAAGGAAGUGUUGGAGGAGAUGUGGAGGAUGGACAAGAAUAAGAUGACAUUCAUCCAGAAAGUGUCCUGA